Archocentrus centrarchus (flier cichlid) is the source of this 3320-nucleotide messenger RNA. It is a transcript of the gene bcat2, whose product is annotated as branched chain amino-acid transaminase 2, mitochondrial. Gene Ontology annotation, cellular component: mitochondrion. Bases 905 to 2155 code for a protein of 416 amino acids. The record is from RefSeq and is a predicted model, not a curated record. The transcript has 10 exons. Gene Ontology annotation, biological process: L-leucine biosynthetic process; L-valine biosynthetic process. NCBI's taxonomy places the organism in Eukaryota, Metazoa, Chordata, Actinopteri, Cichliformes, Cichlidae. Gene Ontology annotation, molecular function: branched-chain-amino-acid:2-oxoglutarate transaminase activity.
UUAACUUUAUAUUUCGUGUUAGAAUGAAUCUAGUUAUGUAUAUAGUUAUGACUACUUUUAACUCAUCAGUUUACUCAGUAUGACAAGUGUUCAUGACACUGUGUGAAUGUUUUUUUGUUUUGUUUUUUUUGGAGUCAAAUAGUAAUUUCUGAUUAAUUUUUCCCACCAAAGUUGUUGAGCCAAUUUUUUCCAUCUGCUCCUUGGAGCCUGUAGCUGUACUCAGAGUGGUUCAGGUGCUCGGGGCUGGAAAUGGCCGCUUCAUAACACAGACAGGCAUUUGUGCUGAUGACCAUACAUGAGAGACACCAUGCUGUUUAGUUGGCAAAAUUGAAGUUAGUUACAAUAUGUCAAAAUUAGUGCCAAAGGUAAACUAAAAUAUGAAAUUUCAAGAGAUUAAGUCAGGGAUUGCUUUAAGCUUUAACCUCUUUCAUAAGUAUUAAACUGCCAGGACAGUUUAUCCAUAUACAAGUUAAACCAGAGUAUAAUGUCCCAUCCUGCCUUACCCCAAAGCUGAAUUACAUUUGUAUGUCUUAUACAACCUCUCCUGAGCUCCAGUCAUGAAUCCUGACCUACAAAGCCAGUCAAACAAGUGGCAGUAAUAAUUUAUGUACUUGGCAUACUGAUGUUUUUAUGAAAUAACCCUGUAUGGUUGGCUGUUAAUGUGUCUUAUUUGGUAGCUCCUUUGUAACCCACAUAAUAUCAUCAGUCUGCAGAGAGCACCUUAUACACGAGUCUGAUUCUAUUUACAGUACAGCUCUUAGUACUGUCUCUCACAGGCAUGUGUUUUUUGCUGCAUACUAUGAAGUGCAGGCAAUAUGACUGGUGCUGAGUCACACAUACCCCACAAAAAUGACACUGGACAUUAUCUCCCUGAGUGUUUCCAAGGCUGGAUCAAUAUUGCUACAUGCAAAUCAGCUUACAUGAUUAUGUGGUAAAAAAGUUUUACACUUUGAACUGCUAUUUAAAGAAAAGAAAGAGUUUUGUCAUGCUUCGCUUACAGGUACUCCAUGGACGAUUUGUUCAGGCUUUCCCUUUUUCCUUUGGCUCACUGCGGUUCACCAGCUCCUUUAAGGCAGCAGAUAUCACCAUCGAACGCAACACGGCAUGCAAGCCGAAGCCUGACCCCUCAACACUGCUCUUUGGCAAACAGUUCUCCGACCACAUGUUGACCAUCAACUGGUCGGAGAAGGACGGCUGGGAAGCUCCUCAGAUCAAACCUUUCCAGAAUUUGUCACUGCACCCAGCCAGCUCUGCCCUGCACUACUCCAUAGAGCUGUUUGAAGGCAUGAAGGCGUACCGUGGAGUCGACAACCACAUCCGUCUGUUCAGACCCAUGCUGAACAUGGAGAGGAUGCAUCGGAGUGCAAACAGGAGCAGCCUUCCUCUGUUUGAUAAAGGGGAACUGCUGGAGUGCAUCAAGAAGCUGGUCGACAUCGACCAGGAGUGGGUGCCCUAUUCCCAGGAGGCCAGCCUCUACAUCAGACCUACUUACAUUGGAACUGAGCCGUCUCUUGGCGUGUCUCGUCCGGGAAAAGCUAUGAUCUUCGUCAUCAUCAGCCCUGUUGGGCCCUACUUUGCAACAGGGUCCUUUAACCCAGUUUCCCUGCUAGCAGACCCUGCGUUUGUGAGAGCUUGGAAAGGAGGCGUUGGGGCCUACAAGAUGGGAGGUAACUACGGUCCCACAAUAGCAGUGCAGAGUGAGGCAGCGAGGCGAGGUUGUCAGCAGGUCCUGUGGCUGUAUGGAGAGGAUGAGCAGAUCACUGAGGUCGGCACCAUGAACCUCUUCAUCUACUGGACCAACAAGGAAGGAGAGAAAGAGCUGGUGACACCUCCUCUGGAUGGCAUUAUUCUCCCAGGAGUGACCAGACAGUCACUGCUGGACCUGGGCAGAUCCUGGGGAGAGUUUAAAGUCACGGAGCGCACUAUGGAUAUGAAGGAGCUGCUCGGAGCUCUGGAUGCUGGAAGAGUCCUGGAGGUGUUCGGUGCAGGGACGGCCUGCGUCGUCUGCCCCGUCGGCAGCCUGCUCUACCAAGGAAAGACAUAUCAGAUCCCCACCAUGCAGAACGGUCCAGACCUGGCAAAGAGGUUCUACAAAGAGCUUACUGAUAUUCAGUAUGGACGCACACCAAGCGAAUGGGCUCCACUGGUGGUUUAAACAGCUAUUUUGCACAUGCCAGUUGUAUCAACGUUCAGUCUCAUUAUUUCACUUUCAAAGACCAGCAGCGACCCUCCCCACUCCCUCUGACUAAUGCACACCUGCCCGGGACGCGGAUGCCUCUCUCCCUCUUGUCUUCUCCGACAGCUUUUACAGAUGUUACUUUCUCGGAAAAACGGUUAUUGGUUUGAAUGUCACAACCCACUUUGGAGGCAGUCCUAACAGCAAUAUUUUAUGAUAUCGAGCAUUAAGAAAAACAUUUUAAUUAACCCUGCAUUAACAACAGGCACAAAACUGACAUAUUUCAGGUGUUGUAGGUGAGAUAUUCACAAACUACAGGUUUGUAGUUGGUGGUUAAGGACUUUGGUAGUUACUGUUACUUAUCAACAAGUCCAUUAAGGUGUUUUCCACGUCAGGAAAGCUGAUAUUAACUUGUGGCAUUUAACCUAAAACUUUAACUGUUACAUGUGUGUAGCCUAAACUGGAAUAGACAACCUGUAAAGUUGUGUUUUGUUACGUGUACAUAGCGAACUGAGCUGCAGGUUGUCGUGGGGCCGCGUCACUUGGACACCGGAGUUUGCACUGACCUUGGUCGUUAACAUCUGAGCGUGACUCAGCUUUUAGAAAAAGAAUCAUGAGAGGUUUUAAUGUUUGUUGGUUUUAUUUGUAAAGACUUUGACAGCACAAAAAAAAACACAAAGGGGAUGUCUGAGCCGACAUCAGCACGCACAAAUGGAGGGGCUGCAGGUGAGAGGAACCGUUAGAUGCUGGCAGCCACUCCUGCACUCACUAGUGUGAAAAAUAAUGUACAGUAGCAAAUAGCCUGUGUUGUUAUUUUAGAGGGUUUUAAAUUAUUUCUUUUCCUCGUCGUGAUGUGAAAUUUGACUGACUGUCUUCCAAAGCACUCGACUGUGUCAUCAUGUGUUUAGCUGUGGCUUUCUCUCUUUGAAUGUACUUUAUUUGUACAUAGUGCUCACCUGUCCCCGCCUCCUUCUGUCUAAGUGCCUGAUCUUCUUCAUCUGUCCAUCUAAAGCUGCUGAUUUUGUUUUUAGGGGAUGUAGCUGGAUAGUUCAAGCAGUAUCUGUUUAGUUUUUUUUAAACGUGCUGUUACUUUCAUUUGGCUGUUAUCUUUUUACAAUAAACCCAACUUAAGUUCAAGAAACCA